Molecule: messenger RNA, 1761 nt
Organism: Saccostrea echinata
Lineage: Eukaryota; Metazoa; Mollusca; Bivalvia; Ostreida; Ostreidae
Product: solute carrier family 25 member 36-like
Exons: 7
Coding region: 94-1056 (320 amino acids)
Biological process (GO): pyrimidine nucleotide import into mitochondrion
Cellular component (GO): mitochondrion
Molecular function (GO): pyrimidine nucleotide transmembrane transporter activity
Source: RefSeq, a predicted model, not a curated record
UUUCCAUCUCGUGCUCGAAAAUUUCACGAAGAGUAUGCUUGUUUCGAAUAGUGCAUGUAACGAAGAUAGUCGUGUUUCUGGAAGCUCUUAGAAAUGGCAUCAGACAGAGGAAUAUUUGUACAUUUAAUUGCUGGGGGUGCUGGAGGUACAGCUGGUGCAGUGGCGACUUGUCCACUUGAAGUGGUCAAGACCCGCUUACAGUCAUCCCUGGGAACGUCACUGACUGCAUCUCACCCCGCCUUUCGUCCUUCACACAAUACCGUGCUGGCCGCGCAUGCAGCUGGUAUCCACACCAGUCAGGGGGCUGUAUUCCCUCUGAUGAGAUCACCAACAGGGAGUCUAAGAUAUUGUCUGGCACAUAUCCUGGAAACAGAGGGUGUUCAAGGUCUCUUUAAGGGUUUAGGACCGAAUCUCGUCGGAGUAGCCCCCUCCAGGGCCAUUUACUUCUUUUCCUAUGCCAACAUGAAGACCUUUCUCAACUCAAGGCUAACCCCUGAUACACCAAUCGUUCAUUUCUUCUCGGCACUAACUGCAGGUUUCACCUCCUGCACUCUCACCAACCCUAUCUGGUUUAUAAAGACGAGGCUACAGCUAGAUCAAAAGAGGAACAAUAGGCUAACAGUGCGCGAGUGUGUCCGACAAAUCCACCAGCAACAUGGGAUCCGUGGCUUUUACAAGGGAAUCACUGCCUCCUAUUAUGGAAUGGCCGAGACAGUUAUCCACUUUGUGAUCUAUGAGGCUAUCAAAGCACGGCUACAGGAACAGUUUCCAGGGGAUCACUCCAAUGGAAACAAUUUCCUGCGAUGUAUGUUGGCUGGUGCAACGUCUAAAACAAUUGCAACUUGUGUUGCCUACCCACAUGAGGUUGCAAGAACAAGGUUGAGAGAGGAGGGAACAAAAUAUCGCUCAUUUUUCCAGACGUUAUUGGUGGUGUACAAGGAGGAAGGAAGAGCUGGGUUGUAUCGGGGGAUUGGAACUCAACUUAUUCGACAAAUCCCAAACACAGCUAUUAUGAUGGCCACAUAUGAACUAGUUGUGUAUCUUUUCUCAAAUUAAGUAUUAAGGAUGGUUAGCAUUCUGUGAUAAAAUGUCCAACCAGCAGGAUUUCAUUUCAGUCGCUCUCACAAAGGGAGACAUCAAUGGCAUCUCCUGUCUCUGACGUGAUGUGUUCAACAUAAUCUUUGUGCCAAUCUGUGAAUCUGAGAUAGUGCUAGUCAUGUAUGAAUGGCUUGCUGAAAAUAUUGCAUGAAAAUAUUUGCAUGUUCUACUGAAGAAAAGGUCGACUUUAAGUAUAAAUGUUUGGUUUUUUUCUGCAGUGACUUGACAAUUGUUGUUUACAAGGAAUGUGCCAUGUUAUGAAAUGUCCAUAAUUCAGCAACAUUUUUAAAUGAACCAGAUUUAAUGUAUCAUAUGUGAUGUGCAUUAGCUGUUUAUUUGGAGAAACAUUUAAAAAAAAACAUCUUUUUGCUCGAUAGAAGGAAAGACAAGUUCUAAAAGCAGUACAUUUAUUAAUUUAUCGAGUCAGUGUGUCAUUUAGAAUAUGUUUUGCUUUUUGUAAAUUAGAAGAGAGGUACUCCAUAAACAAAAUAUAAUUCUGACACUAAACAUAUAUGAUGAUUGCUUGCUCAGGAAUAUUUAUACCUGUAUCAAUUCAUGAAGUGUGAAGGUAACUUAAUGACAUUGCCCAGUAAACUUUCUUUUGUUAUCUUACAUCAAGGUGAAAAAUGUUUGUCCCUAUUAAAAUCUGAAGGAAAAAACUCA